CCAUGUCGUUUUGUGAUGUACUUUAACCUACCGUCUUCUCUAAGUCCCCAUUCUGGUAGCAGGGUGUUUGGUGCUUCGCCGGAACUCCUUCAGCUGAAUUGCCCCCACACGACUCUCAGUUCACCAUGUCUAGGAGGGUUGUGAGGACCAGUAAGUUCCGUCACGUCUUUGGCCAGGCUGUGAAAGCUGACCAAUGCUACGAUGACAUCCGAAUCUCCCAGAUGACCUGGGACAGCAACUUCUGCUCUGUUAACCCCAAGUUUGUGGCCAUGAUUGUGGAUGCCAGCGGUGGAGGAGCCUUCAUGGUGCUGCCCCUGAGCAAGACGGGGCGUAUCGACAUGUCCUACCCCACUGUGUGCGGCCACACAGGUCCGGUCCUGGACAUCGAAUUUUGUCCCCACAACGACAACAUCAUCGCCAGUGGCUCUGAGGACUGCAGUGUCAUGAUCUGGGAGAUCCCGGACAGCGGGCUGACCUCCCCUCUCACAGAUCCUGUUGUCAAGCUGGAAGGCCACUCCAAACGUGUUGGCAUCCUGAGCUGGCACCCCACCGCCCACAAUGUGCUGAUGAGUGCAGGCUGUGAUAACGUGGUGAUCCUGUGGAACGUGGCCUGUGGGGAGGCGGUGGUGAGGAUCGACACCGUACACACCGACCUCAUCUACAGCGCCUGCUGGAACAGGGACGGCUCCAAGAUUCUCACCUCCUGCAAGGACAAGACCAUGCGGAUACUGGACCCACGCAAGGGCACCGUCCUCAUCGAGAAGGAGAAGCCUCAUGAGGGCUCCAGGCCUGUCAGGGCGGUGUUCGUGUCCGACGGCAAGAUCCUCAGUACCGGCUUCAGUCGCAUGAGUGAGAGGCAGGUGGCGCUGUGGGAUCCGAACAACUUUAAAGAGCCGCUGACCCUGCAGGAACUGGACACCAGUAGCGGCGUCCUUCUGCCAUUUUUUGACCCAGACACUGGCAUCGUCUACCUCUGUGGCAAGGGGGACAGCAGUAUCCGUUACUUUGAGGUGACAGAUGAAGCUCCUUAUGUCCACUACCUCUCCAUGUACAGCAGCAAGGAGAGCCAGAAGGGAAUGGGGUACAUGCCCAAGAGAGGCCUGGAAGUCAACAAAUGUGAAAUCGCGAGGUUCUACAAACUCCAUGAGAGGAAAUGUGAGCCUAUAGUCAUGACGGUGCCACGUAAGUCUGACCUGUUCCAGGAGGAUCUGUACCCGGACACCAUCGGCCCCGAGCCCUCGGUGGAAGCUGAUGAGUGGUUUCAAGGAAAGGAAGCCCAGCCUAUCCUGAUAUCUCUAAAGGACGGGUUUGUAGCAACCACCAAAGCCAAGGAGUUCAAAGUUCACAAGAGUCUCCUGAAGACCACGACUGCUUCUGCUGGUAGUCAACAGGACAGCAGUGGGGAGGUUCAGUCCUUGAGGAAUGAGGUGAAGGACCUCAAAGCAGCGAUAGAGGAGCUGACCAAGCGUGUGAGAGAGCUGGAGAGCAAGCAUUAAACUAGAAGCAAGAAAAAGAAAUCACAAGCAGAAGAGAGAAGCAGAGGAGCAAAGAAAGACAAUGACAGGGAGAAAACAGUUUUAAUAUAUGCUUUUAGUUUGAAAAUAAAGUCUUCUGUGUUUCAACAAUACAUUUUGACUUUUUUUUAAAAAAAACAAACACUUGAAACACACAUUUUGAAUCAGACCAAAUUUUAAUCAUUUGUACUCAUCAUCAUACAAAAUGAGAAACAAAACAAAAAAGCAAUAAUAAAUGUAAAAAAAUUAAAUGCUAUGAAAUGACGUGUGGACGUUUAAGACCGUGUCAUUAGAGAAGUGCACACAGAUGCUCCCUGAGGCUGACUGAGGUGCCUUCAGUUAAAGACUAAUUUGACAGCUUUUUCUGACAGUGUAUAUUAAAAAAACAGACAAGACAUACAACAGAGGCAGAGUGGUUGAUCCAGACUGUGUACAGUAUGAACCACUAGUGCAUCUAAAAAGCUCUUUUACCUUUUAAUCUCGAGCUCAGAGUUUAGAUUAUCAGAUCAUGAAACAUGUUUCAUGAGAAUGAAACAGCUUUGUAGCUAGGAUAUUGUAUAUGUCAAAGCAGCAACCCAAAUAAAAGCUUUUUAAUUCGAAGAUCACAAA
Molecule: messenger RNA, 2123 nt
Organism: Lates calcarifer (barramundi perch)
Lineage: Eukaryota; Metazoa; Chordata; Actinopteri; Centropomidae
Gene: coro1a
Product: coronin, actin binding protein, 1A
Exons: 11
Coding region: 126-1496 (456 amino acids)
Biological process (GO): actin filament organization; cell migration
Molecular function (GO): actin filament binding
Source: RefSeq, a predicted model, not a curated record